Bombus huntii is the source of this 4972-nucleotide messenger RNA. Its product is annotated as tetratricopeptide repeat protein 31-like. The coding region runs from base 635 to 1282 and encodes 215 amino acids. The record is from RefSeq and is a predicted model, not a curated record. Gene Ontology annotation, molecular function: Hsp90 protein binding. Lineage: Eukaryota; Metazoa; Arthropoda; Insecta; Hymenoptera; Apidae. The transcript has 5 exons.
UUUAUAUCUUUAUUUCGUUUUAUCUUAAUCUUACAUUAUAUGUACAUAAUCUAAUUUAAUAAUCAAAAAUGUUUUUCAUCGAAACGUAAGUAUAAGCGUAACCUUUUAUUGACAACUAUUCAACUAUUUAAGAUCGUGUCACAAAAUUAUGCUCACUUUGUGAAAAUCGUUAACUCAUUUUUAUACGGAUGUCUCUUCAACAAUAUCCAAUGGAAAAACUUCAAGUAUCAGAAAGAAUAGAAUCAACGUCUGUUCUUGUUCUAGUUAAACUCAACAAAGUACUACAGUUUGCAGCUGACGACUGCGACGACUAGGUAGAAGGUUUAUGCGCAGUGCAGUAUCACAUGUCAAUGCUCGCUGCGCAUGUACUUACCGGUGAAAAAGUCAUGGCAGGUGUUUCGGCUGGUUCUUGUUGUUGACUAUUUCUUAUAUUUAGAUAACAGGUUACUUAGAACUUUCCCGAAGGACAAUGAUAACGCGUAUGUUACAUAAUUUAAAAAACUUAUUUUAAGUAACCGAUUGCCAAAGUCAUUGUAAAUUAUGUCGAACACACGGGAAGCAGAGGUAAGCAUUUGUACAAAUCUUCAAGGAACGCGGAAACGCGUGCGUGAAAGAACAAAAAUAUGAAGAGGCUAUGUUUCAUUACACUCAUGCCAUUAAACUAGACCCAAAAAAUUACUCCUUGUAUAGUAAUCGAUCAUUUGCAUUUUUAAAAUUACAACAAUAUCAUUUUGCAAUGGAAGAUGCAUUAAUGACAAUUCAAUUAAAACCUGAUUGGACCAAGGGUUAUUUUAGAAAGGCUGAAGUAGAGUCACAAACCUUCCGCUUCAGUGAAGCACUUCAAUCUUACAAUAAAGCUUUAUCCUUUCAACCAAAUGAACCAACGAUUUUGGAAGCAAUGAGCAGAGUAACACAAUUAUUAAUUAAAGACAAACGAGCUGAUCAACAAAUACCCUGGCUUGGUGCUGGUGUUGGUAUCAUACUUGGAGUAAUAGUUGUAAUUGCUGAUUAUGUUUUUACAAAUAAACCCACAUUAACGCAUCCUCUUUUGAUGGCCUUAUUAACGAUGUCUAUAGCAAUGCUAGGUUUUGGCAUUGCAAAGGGAUUCCGUUAUUUUGUAAAGUGCCAAAGAAAAUCACUUUUGGAACCUCCAACGGAUCUCUUUGGUGGUAAUAAAGAAGAAUUUGAUGAUGUUGAAGCAGAAAUGAAUAACGAGAAGGAAAAACAUUCAAAAUAUAGUAAAGCACAAGCACGACAAAGAUUCAGGAAAGGAAAAUCGUAGUGUGCUUUGAUAAUAAUAAUAUUAAUAAUGACUUACAUACAUUUUUAUGUAAAUUUUAAAUUUAUACACUUUUUAGCAUCUCAAGAAUGCACUGAAUGUUUAUGAUCAAUGUUAUUGCAUUGACAGAAGGUUUUAUUGGUACUGUUUACAUUUUAUACUUCAGUUACCGUUAAACGAUUUUAAAGUAUUGAGAACAUGUGCCAGAAUUUCUAUAUUUCCCCAUAUUUUAUGUUUAGAAAUUCUUAUAUAGAGCAACAUUUCCUAAUUAAUAAUCGAGUCCAUGUAUUACAAAUAUAUUAUUUUAAUCCUUUUGAGAUGUAUCACAAGAAAUAAGGCUGCAAUGAUAAUAUAAUAAUUGGUAAGUUAAGUAGUACAAAUAAUUCUAAAUUUCAAAUCAUAAGAAGAUCUUUAAUCGUUAUAUAAAUUAUAUCAAUAUUUAAAAAUAUGAAAUGUCUCAAUUUUGAUAAAUAUUGGCGAAAAGUAAUUUGUGCCAUUUAUACUUUGUCACGGUCAUAUCGUAGGAUCAAAUAAUUUAAACACAUUACCUUUAUCUGAUUCAUACAACGAAUAUCUUAUUCUUAAUAUAAAGAAUAAUUAUUUACACUCAACUUUUUGCACUAUUUGUCACAAUAAACGUAAGAAAUAUUCUAACUAAAUAUAAUCAAUUGCAUAACAACUGUUUAAUUUCUUGUUUCAUAUAAUAACCAAUGAAAAUUCAGAAUUUCUUAAUAUAUGCAUUUAAUAUAUACAUAUACAAUGAACCAUAUUAUUUAAAUUUUAAACAUUAAAUAUAUUGCAUACUAAGUCUCUAUCACAAGUAUGAAUGUGCAUAAGUUAAAACACAAUUAAUAUUAAAUUUCCCAAAUACACUUCUAUAGAAUUGUCUCUUAUUCUUCUUAUACUUCUAUAGAAUAUCUCUUUUAUUUUAAUGAUUUUAGUAAUUCAAUACUGUUGCUAAGUAUCCAAGAAUUUUUGAUAUAGAUAUGACUUAUAGUAAGCUUAAUCUUAUUAAGUUACUUCGUGAGAACUAUUUAUGUGCAUAGAUUAUAUAUAUAGAUAGGAAAAUGUGAAUAUUUAAUAGUAACAUUUAGAAGCAGAAAUAUUAGAUUCAGGAAUUUCAUGUAAUUAUUUGAUGUGCUUCUAUUAUUCUUUAAAGUCGAUUAGAUUAAAUUAUUGAAAUCUAUCGAAUUUUUUCGCAAACUAAGCUAUUAUUAUGUGACAAUUACACUAUAUUAUAACCCUUUGUAAAUUGACCAUUUUCCCGUACAUCAUUUUAAAAUUAAUCGGCUGAAAUAUGUAUGCAUAUUGUCAUUAAUAUCGUAUUUCACCUCCAUAAAGACAUGUAAUUAGCAAUUAUACAUAAUAAUGAUAAUUUUUUAUUUAAUCGCAAUACAUAUACUAUACUCAGUUCGGUAAGCAUCAUUAUAUUAUUCUUCCAUGUAUAACCCGUUAUGCGAUGAAUUAUAUUAAUUCCAAUGUAACGAAUCAAUAUCGUAGCAAAUGCAUGGCUGAAUCUCUUGUAAAUUAAUUAUUAACAUUAUUUAUAUAUUAUUCAACUACGAAUAUAACGAGAAUACAUUUUCAUGUACAUUAAACCCACAAAAUUUUUGACAUUCCAUACAAAAAUGAAAAAAUAGAAAAAAAAAUUUUUAUAUUAAAUAUAAUAAAUACAUCAUAUAUAUAUUUAACAAUACAUAUUGUAUAAAAAUUAUCAUAUGAAUUCUUUAAAUAUAAAAUUGUUAUAUGCGAAAUACAAAGAAUACAUACAUAUAUGUAUGUACAAUAUGUAUCUGUCCUUAAUGAAAGAUGUUAGUGAUACUAACACGUUUUUCUCAACCGCAUUGGCUGUGCGCCAGGUGCUCCGAACUCAGUUAUCCGUAGAUCACUGAGAGCUCAUUAAGCAAAUUCAAAUGUACAAGCUGUUACUUACUAAGUACGUACAUAUUCUUUCGAAUUGUUUACGAUUGAUAGAUAUACAACAACGAACAUAGAUAUAUAAUAGUUCUGUUAGCAUAAAAUGUUUGAAUGAAUUAUAGAACAUUGCGCCUCGGACUAUUAGCACAUGUUAUCUUUUCUUGAAUAAAUAUUAAAUUUGCUUAUACGUUUAUAUGCAAUUGUAAGAAGUAAUAAAUAUAACAGCGCGAUAGAUCACCGUAAGAAAGUUAAUGAGAUAGAUCAAAGUUUAUGAUGCCUACAUAAUCUGUAAAUUUUCGUUGAAAAAAUAAUAUUAAUAUAUCAAGCAGUAGGUUUUUAUAGAAUAUUAAAAAAUCAAUAACUUUGUUAUAGAAUAACGUUCUUUUAUUUCUUAAAACGUUUAAUCUAUUUUUAACUUCUUAUGACGUGUGAAACGAUAUAAUUACUUGAACAAAUCGUAAAUUUUACUAAUGAAAUUGAGAUAAAUUAUUUUACUAUAUUUUGGGUAUGUUUCCCUCUUUUGUGUCUCCAUCUUAUAUACGAUCCUGAUGACAGACUAUUCACGGUACUCUCUUAUGCGCAUGCGUUCAUUGACGUUUACAAGUAAGUAAGCAAGCAUUGUACAAUCGUAAAAUGUUCAGCAGGGCUAUUCCUCUUGGAACCUUCGAAGGGUAUACAUCUGAGUGUUUGAUUAAUAAUAUAUAAAACCAAGCAUUUUUUUAUCAAGUUUGUAAAAAGACUGAUAAUAUACACUUUUUUAUUUCGCUGUUUAUUUUGUAUUACAAUAAAAAAUAUUAGUAAAAUACAAGAUAUGAAAGUAAUAUACAUAGUUGAAUCAUAGUUGAGUAAAUUAAAAAUUAAACCAAGAUAUAAUAGUACGCAAUUUGAAUAAAACCGUUUUUCUCUAAUAAAAUUUUCGUUGCAACAAUCAUUUCAACGUCGAAUAGAAAGUUUAAAAAUCUCGUACAUUAAUAUCUGUAUUCCUAAUUAACUUUUAUUACGAUCCAACGCAACGAAUUAACAUAUGUUGUUCAAAUACUAAAUUAAAGCGACAAAAAUCGAAUACCAUAACUCUCUUCUAAUUUUAUUUAUUAAUAUCUAUGAACUCGAAGCAACAGAGUUUCUACAUCUGUACAAACUUAACAAGCUAGAGAUGACCUCGAGUCGAAUCAUAACCAAAUAACGAAAAAGUAAUCGUAAUAGGAAAUGAAAAUGAGUAUGCAUACGCAUAUGUGUAUUAGAAGAAGAAAGAGAAAGGAAAAUGGGGUUAUAGCACCACGGAUACCUGGAGGAAAGCCUUAUACAUCGUAAUGGAAUGUCAGGUCCGUGGCUCCUGCACUUAUUGGGGGUUAGGUUGACGUUGCACGAACGUAUUGAUGCGCAGAAAUUCUAUAUACCCAGAGGAUGUGUUUAAUAUAUACGAUUAUAACUAAUGCGCAAAAUUCAAAGGUAUCGCGUGACGUUUGGGUAACCACAAAAUGACAAGAAUUCGGAAAAGAACGUAAAGACGUUCACUAAAUAACACGAGGAAACGAAGAGCGGGAAGCGUGGCCAGGGCACCCGAUGCGAUUAGUCGAGUACCUCUUCGUGCGUACAGAUACGCGCAUGCGCAGGCACAAACCGCAGGGAUGUAUCUACGAUAAAGUAAAUGGUAGACUUAAGCGUCACCAAUGUGAACAAUUUUCAUAAUUUUUGGUGUAAUUCUUUCUAUGAACUAUGUUGUUUAAAUAUAUAUCUUUCUAUUUUUUAAAAUAUAUGAAUUUUUAAAGAAAGUUA